Cyprinus carpio (common carp) is the source of this 3134-nucleotide messenger RNA. Its product is annotated as limbic system associated membrane protein. The record is from RefSeq and is a predicted model, not a curated record. Lineage: Eukaryota; Metazoa; Chordata; Actinopteri; Cypriniformes; Cyprinidae. Gene Ontology annotation, cellular component: neuron projection.
UGUGUGUGUGUGUGCGCGCACGGCAGCAGCGCGCCUCCGCUUCAUCUCUCCGCUGUUUCCCGCGGAUCUCUCGCGCUCUUCAUCUCUUCACUGUGUUUCUCUGUGGAUUUCUCUGGAGAUGUUUGUGUGGGGACGCACCUCGUUCCGUCAGCUGCAGGCGUGUGUUUUCCGACUGCUAUGUUUUAUUCCCACAGGAUUCCCGGUGAUCAGCGUGGACAGCCAGAGAUCCACCGACAACAUCACCAUCAGACAGGGAGACACCGCCGUGAUCCGGUGUUAUGUGGAUGAUAAGGUGUCGAAGGUGGCCUGGUUGAACCGCUCGAACAUCAUCUUCGCGGGUGAGGAUAAGUGGUCUCUGGACCCGCGGGUGGAGCUGGUGACUCAGGGUCAGCUGGAGUACAGUCUGCGGAUACAGAAGGUGGAUGUGUUCGACGAGGGGCCGUAUACCUGCUCCAUCCAGACCAAACAGCAGCCCAAGACGUCACAGGUCUAUCUCAUCGUUCAAGUUCCUCCAGUCAUAUAUAAAGUUUCGGAUGACAUCAUUGUGAACGAGGGCAGUAACGUGACGUUGACGUGUUUGGCCAGUGGGAGACCAGAUCCCUCCAUCACCUGGAGACUGCUCAACCCGUCAGCCGAGGCUCUGGACGUGGGCGAGUAUCUGGAGAUCUCUGGGAUUGUUCGUUCUCAGGCCGGCCGUUACGAGUGUAAAGCAAGCAAUGACGUCUCCACUCCUGAUGUCAAAUACGUCAACGUGGUGGUGAACUACCCGCCAUACAUAAAGGAGGUGCGGAGCUCCGAGACACCGGUGGGACAGGCUGGAGUCCUGCACUGUGAGGCAUCUGCGGUUCCUCAGCCUGAGUUUGAGUGGUACAGAGACGAGCGCAGACUGUCCAGCUCUCAGAGCGUCAGUAUUCAGAUCAGCGGCUCUCGCACACUGCUGGUGGUAGCAAACGUCACAGAGGACGAUUACGGAAACUACACGUGUGUCGCCACCAACAGACUGGGAAUCCACAACGCCAGCGUGUUCCUCUACAAACCUGGCACUGGGCGGGACAUCAACGCCUCAGGCUGCGUCUGUCAAUCAUUCUGGCUCCUCCUCCUGUCUGUUCUCUCGGCUCUUCUGAAGUGUUAAUGUUCAGCGCUGAUGCUCUGAACGCGCUCGAUCAUCUCAGACUGUUUCCAUCCGUCCAUCCACGCUCACCGUUACGCCCCGGCAGGACGGCCGUCUUAUUAUCAGGAAAAAAAUAUGACAUGGAGAAAAGAAAGAAGGUGCUCUUUUUAAGACAAGAAUAUUGUCAUUUAACCGGUUCAAACACUUAAUUCCAGUGACGCGCGUCUGUCUGUCGUCUGAGUGCAUGUGUGUGAUUUACCACAGAAACACGGAGUGUCUAGAAAAAUGGUUCAUUUCAUUGUGUUUUCCCAUAAUACCCUGCAGCCUGUUCCCAAAUCUGCCUAAUGUAAGCUAAUGAAGGAACGCUAGAAUCAUGUAAAGUCGUUUAGAUGUGGUUUAAAGCUAAUGACUAGCAGAAGGAACUGAAACACAGUAUUUUCUUUUUGAAUCUUCAUCAUGAAGAGAUUCAGAGAUCAGAUCUCGUUUGAGAUGCUCACAUUUGUCUGUGUUUGUGAAGACUGAUCAGAGAAUCUUUUCACAGAGGCAGAACAGACCCCGCCCUUAAACCCUCCCACAUGUGUAGCCCCGCCCACACACACUAAACCCCUCCCACUCCCGGCGGAUCUGCAGGUGUUUCUUCAGGGUUCCUGUGUAAGCCUGGAUCAUCUGAGAACUCUCUCUCUCUCAUAAAAAACAACUCUUCUGGAGGGAAACCUGUAGAAUGCUGUGGAAUGAUUUUUACCGUGGUAAAGCGUGAGAUUCGUCCAGACCCUCGUGUCCUGACCUCGUCUUCUGCGUGUCUGUGAAAUCGUAUGAACUCUGAAUUGUACGACACCAAUGAAUGCUUCGCUUCGAUUCGCUGCGCAUCCCGUCGCGUCUGUCGUCUGUAAAUAUUCUUCUGAAUCGAGUGUCCUCACAUGGAAACGAAACGAAUCUUCAGUUCAGGUUCUUAAGUAGUUCGUUAUCUGCGGUGGCGCUUUGAUGCUUCCUGUAACAAAUUAAAUUAGAUACUAAACGUAAAGAUUUUUAAUGCAAAUAUUUAAAUAUCUCGUUCUAAAACUAGAUUUACCUUUGAAGCGGCUGCACUACUAUUCUUAUUUAUAGACACUCAUCAUUUCUGUUCAUUAGUUAUUAUAAAAGUAGUUGUUCAGAAAUGAGCUGAAUCCACUGACUGCCAAACGAUUAUAGAAAAUGAUAUAAAACAAGCCAUUUUAGAGAUGAUGUACACACACUGAAUCCACGCACACACGCAUUCGUUUUCUUUGUCAUUGAUUUUUUUUUAUUUUUUAUCAGUAUUAUUUCUUUUGAAGCUCUCAAAGAGCAGAUUGUGUACACAUUUGCAUAUUAAAGACAUUUAAAAAGUAUUACAAAUCCCUCCUGAGCUCUUCAGCCCUUUGAUUGACAGCUCUCUCAGCCAAUAAGCUUUCAGCGUGUGAGCUCUGAUUGGGUGAACCCACGUGUGGCUCGGCGUCUGGUUUAAGGGCUAGUCGUGUCUCCUGUAGUCCACAGAAGCUGAACACCGUUAUUUGGGUUUGAUCCGAUCCAAAGUCAAGCGUCCUGAAGUCUGUGUGUUUUCUGUCUGAACAGCGUGUGUGUUUAACAGUUACACUCGAUGAGGAUCAGCUGGCUUUAAUUUCAUCGUGUGUGUGUGUGAGUGUGUUACUCCUGAUGCUCUGUAGUAUGACGAGAAAAGUGGACGCUGUGUUUUUGUCGAUCCUCUUCUGCUACGGGACGCCGGAGUCUCUAGAAAAAGAUUUUCCGGCUCGUUCGACUGACAUCUUCAUGAAAAGCAAUGAACAUUUUCUAACUGUUAAUUUACUCUAAAAUUACCGCAGUCAUUUUUUAAACCUUUCUGCACUGUAAAGAACUCAUGAAGUGUUUGAAAUGGAAAUAAAGUCAUUUGAAUUUGUUGUAUUUCAAAAGUGAGUUUAAGAAAAAAAAAAGAUUGUAAUUUUUGGUGAGAAAAUGAGGCUUAUGAACUCUGUUAAUCAUGUAACAUGCAAAUAAAGGAAUAUAAAGAUUG